This is a messenger RNA of Hypomesus transpacificus, 1461 nucleotides long. Its product is annotated as transmembrane protein 47-like. Gene Ontology annotation, biological process: cell-cell adhesion. NCBI's taxonomy places the organism in Eukaryota, Metazoa, Chordata, Actinopteri, Osmeriformes, Osmeridae. The transcript has 3 exons. Bases 124 to 657 code for a protein of 177 amino acids. The record is from RefSeq and is a predicted model, not a curated record. Gene Ontology annotation, cellular component: membrane; cell-cell junction.
CUGUGUGGGAUGGUUCACUCUAUCCAAACUAGAUGUUAACGAUUCAGAACUUUCAGACCUGCUGAAAGGGACGUGUGUACAAACCUCCUUCGCGGAUUUCGUUAUUCAACUUAUUAUGAAAAAAUGUCUGUGAAUGAAGUGUACGUUUUCCGACCGUUCAAGUUGAUCGCUUUACUUUGUAUUUUUCUUGCUCUGUGUUUGGACAUCGUUGCGUUAUUGAGCCCCGCUUGGGUAACGGCGGAUCGUUUUUCUUUGUCGCUAUGGGAGGCAUGCACAGAAUCAGAGGCGACGAUCACAGACUCUCGCUGGAGUUGCACCUCCACCUUCACAUCUGACUGGCAGAUAGCCACCCUGGUGCUGCUGCUGUCUGGAGGUGCAGUGACGCUGGUGGCCUUCCUGAUCGCCCUCAUCUCCCUGUGCCGGGGGACUCACAGACAGCACUACCGCACUGUGGCUGUGUUCCUGUUCACCGCAGUGGUUCUCCAGGCCUGCGCUCUGGUGCUCUACCCCAUCAAGUUCAUCGACGGUGCAGUUCUGCAGACCUACCAUGAGUUCAACUGGGGCUACGGCCUGGGUUGGGGGGCCACCAUCUUCAUGCUUGGAGGCGGCAUCCUCUUCUGCCUGCGAACGGACAUGUACGAGGACGCUAUGUACUGAACCCUCUUUCCUCCCUUCCCCCCUCUCUCUCUAGUUUUCUCUCUCUAUGCUCUCAAUGUCCCUCCCUCUUUUUGAAAGGCAUAAGAGCCCUAGCAGACUGACACAUUUCCAGCCCAGCCCCCCCUCUCCCCCAACCCCCACGUACAUGGCUUACAUAAAAAAAAAAAAGCUUAAACACCCACAUGCUGUAUUUAACAAACACAUACAGGUCCCCUCUGUUAUUUAUAGAAUGGGUGAGCGGACCUGUCUUAGGCUAGGCCUCCUGACUGGUGGGCAGGAGAGAUGAAGUAGGAGUCAGAGCUGUGAGGAGACAGUCCCCUCUGGCCCCCUGGGGUCCCCGGGACCCCUGCAAGGGCCUGGCUGUGGCCGCUGUGUUUGAGCACAGAGAGGUUUUUGGAUUGGCCACUGUAGUUGUGAACUUUUCUACAGCACAUCCAAUGGAUCUCCAUUGUUAGAGGAACCAGGAAGCGGGACUCAUUGAGUCUAGACGCUCAGGGUGUUGGUAUAUAUUUCCUUUUCUUUUGUGUAUUUUUGUGUAGCAUUUCCUGAUGACAAAUCAUGUUGUUAAUGUAUUGAUGGUAUCAUUAAAUUUGCUAUCUAUUCUCCCAUAGGAAGAUAUAUAUUUUAUGUAUUGCUGUUUGAUAUUUGCAGUUACUGAACACAGAAAUAAUCUGGGGUCAGAAGGAUUCAUUCCCUACGUCUUCAUUGCUGAAACAUAUCUGGUUUUGCUAACUCCUCUUAACAUUUGAAGUGUUCAAUAAACAAUUCUGAUAUGUACGCAAUGCAAAAUAUGUUACUCUUUUG